Molecule: messenger RNA, 5775 nt
Organism: Lingula anatina
Lineage: Eukaryota; Metazoa; Brachiopoda; Lingulata; Lingulida; Lingulidae
Product: MAP kinase-activating death domain protein
Biological process (GO): regulation of Rab protein signal transduction; regulation of apoptotic process
Cellular component (GO): cytosol
Molecular function (GO): guanyl-nucleotide exchange factor activity
Source: RefSeq, a predicted model, not a curated record
AUGCGCUCUAAAUUUGAUUCUUCCGACUUCUAUAAACAGAUAGAAAUGGUGCUACAGGACACAGAUAAUGAGUACUCUAUUAUCUGCGGUGAUUUCAACUUGGUUUUAAAUCCAGAAAUAGAUUAUGAUCAGACACAUCGACAUAUAAAUGACCCAAAAGCAAGAAAAAAAGAUAGCAUAUGGAGUGUGCUGACAGGUGCUGCAUCAGAUGAUUUGUCCAAUAUGCUGUUGCAUGAUAUUCGUGAACUAGAAACUUGGAUUUUGAGACUACUAAGUGCACCUGUGCCAGUUCCUGGAAGAACAAGAGUGGAGGUUGAUAUUCUUCCCCCAGAAAUGUCAGCCCCUAUGGUGUUUGCACUGCCUGAUCACACCCGCUUUUCCCUGGUGGACUUCCCACUCCACCUACCACUGGAGUUACUGGGGGUGGAAACUUGCCUCAAAGUGCUGGCUUGUAUUAUUCUGGAAAAUAAGAUAAUUUUACAAUCUCGUGACUACAACGCCCUUACUAUGAGUGUGAUAGCCUUUGUGUCUAUGUUAUACCCCCUGGAGUACAUGUUCCCUGUGAUACCACUACUACCUACAUGUAUGGGGUCUGCAGAACAGUUGCUAUUGGCACCCACUCCCUAUAUAAUUGGUGUGCCUGCCAGCUUCCUAUUAUAUAAAAGGGAUUUCCAAUUACCCGAUGAUGUGUGGUUGGUGGACUUGGACUCUAAUAAGGUGAAGGUGCCUUCAGGCUGUGAUGAUCUGCCACCAUUUCCAGAGCCAGAGGGGUCACUGCUGAAGAAUCACCUGAAACAGGCUUUAGCUAGCAUGAGUAUGACUCCUCAACCCAUUAAAAACCUUGAGACCCUGGCUCAGAAUCCAGAAUUAUGGCCAAGGCGGGAAAGUUUCAACUCCUCCAACACAGGUUUUAACCCUUUCAUCUAUGGUAAUGAUGUGGACUCUGUAGACAUUGCCACACGUGUGGCUAUGGUUAGAUUCUUCAACUCUCCCAACCUCCUGGGUAACUUCAGUGAGCACACAAGAACAUUACGCCUGUAUCCACGGCCUGUAGUGGCCUUUCAGAUAUCCAGCUUUGUUAAGUCCAGACCCACACGGACAACAUUUGCUAUCAGGCUGGCAAGAACUCAGGCUGUUGAGUACUUUGCUGAGUUUUACUUAAAUCCCACAAACAUGGUUUUCCUGAGGGUUCAGACGGGGGUAUUUGACCCGUCUCUUAUUGGAGACAAACCUAAGUGGUACAGCAAGCAGCUGCAAGAAGUUCAGUUCCGAGUGUAUGAUAAUACUUCAAGUCUGGGAAUGGCUUUAACUGCUGCUGAGAGAGCUCAGGAAGAGGACCCAACAGAUGAAAGUGGUAGUGACAGUGAUGGUGGGGGCAGCAGUUCAUCAUAUUCUUCACUCAGUGAUUUUGUCAUAGACAUGGUCAACAGUGAAAUUAAUGGAGAAACACCAGAAGUGUUUGAUGUGGACAGUAUCACCAAAGACACAUCUUAUGUGUACACUCCACCGAGAGAGCUCCAGGUGCCGGAGCCACUGAUAUGCCCCACUGAUUCCUCCUCCUCAGAGGAUAGCGAGAUGGACUCGGAUUCCUCCUCAGGUCCUCUGCAGUAUGCCAGCGAUAUGGACAAGACUAAUUCCCAAGCAGGCUCACAAGUAGACUCCCCUGGGAAUGACUUGGACUCCCCAGGCAGUGUAUUUGAUUCUGUUCCACCACCCAAUGGUAGCAUCCCAGGACAAGCGAUAAGUCCCAAACCACGUAUAGAAUCAAAAGUCUUAGUACCAAUAUCUCGGAGUAGCAGUGAUUCAGCUUACAGUGGCUCCACCAACUCCACAGGACAGGCUAGUAGCCAGCGGGGAAGAAUUAGCUCGGAUUCCACAACAGUGAUAAACAGGUCAGGGGGUGGAGACUCGCCACACAUUGCCCAAUCACAAAGCUCAUUUGCUGCCAGGGGACUGAGCUUGAAAGGUGAUGGUCAAGGUGACAACAAGGAGUCCAUUAUAAGCAGCCUUGGCAGUGAAAUCAAUGGCUAUGCCAAACAAGCAAGCAGCACUCUUUCAGAACUGUUUGAUCAAAGUAAGGAGGGUUUGUCUAGUACAGUCACGGGUCUAAAACAUGGAUUGGAAAAGAAGCAGUUGGACAAGAUCAAAUUGGAUGAUCUAAAACAAGGAUUAGCGGGUACAGUGGAAAGCCUUGGCCAUGGCAUGAAAGAAGUUAAGAAAGGUGUACUAGAAAUGAAAGAAGAGGUUCAAAGUGCUCCUAUCGGAAGCCAACUUGAAAGUGUCACCUCGGCAGUUUAUAGUAAAGGUUCUACCUAUGUGAAGGAACUGAGAGGAACCAAGAGCACAACAAUGAACAGUUCUUCCAAGCAGACCAAACCCUAUGCACCUUUAGGCAACAGGAAAGCUCUGGUUGAGAAGUCUGGUCUGGUGAAACAUGCUUCCCACAGGAAGAUGACCAGAGACUCCUCAAAGCAGCAGCUUGUAGAUACAAGGACAAGUGCUCACAGUGAGAAUCAGCAGUUCCUGAAAGAUGCUGUCAGUCACAUACUUGAUGGACAUGGGGUUGGCUGGCUGAAAAUCAACAAAAUUAGGAGAUUGAUGGAGGAUGAGAAUUAUCGUAACUUUGUGGUGAGCAGGCUGAACACGUCAUUGGAUAAAAAACUUACAGAAGAGGAUAUGUACAUAGAAGAUGUGUGUGUCAGCAAGCAGAUCUUCAAAGGCAUGUUGACCAUGCUGAAAGCAAUAGUGUAUGGGCUGGACUUUACCUACCGUAAUCAUGGGAUAGGAGGUAUGGCCAGUGCAUUCAUGGUCUGUGAGAUUAUCCAUACACAUUACUGGGCCAAAGAACUGACAGGCAGCAAUAGGAGUGAUGCAAGUGGCUCUCAGACCAGCUCCCCAUUUGGCAGCCGUGAGAGUUUGGUAUCUGACAUUAGCCCGCGUGUGGAGUCCAAGAGCUUGCCAGGAGAGGACCAAUCCAUACCAGUAUUAGGUGGCUACUUUGACCGGUCUACUAGUCCACGACACAGUGCAAUUCAGCGGGAGCUUUCACCGUCUCAUUCUCUUCCUAGUUCAUAUUCUGCAGGCUCUCCCGUUCUGCUGGAUGGUGAAGAAUACCAAAAUAUUGAACUGAAGAACUCUCAUCCAUUGUCCCACACAGAGUCUGGGAAGCAGGACUAUAAUUCAAACUCUGCCAAAUCUCACUACAGUACAGAGCAGCACACAACCAGCAUGCGUGCUGUAUCUGCCCAACAGACAAACUGUGAUAUUAUAGUGACUGAUACUGACCCACUGAGAAGACAGUACGUGGACACAGAUCCCCUGAGAGGACCUCACGCUCCAGAUACCGCCACCACGCCGGAGAAGCGCCCCAGUCAGCAGGAAGACAUCUUGAGAGAACUGGUGAAGAACAAAGAGCUGUUGAGGUCCAGGCGGGGAGUGGUGCCCCAUGGCCAGAGUGUGGAUUCUGAGGUGUCUGAGGGAUCCACACUGGUGAGUGAUGGUUCUGAUUGGGAAGGGAGAAGACCCAGGAUAAAUCAUCAGACUAUAAAACCUUCACUAUCAGAUAGUAGUGAACAUGAUAUUGGAGGGCUGGUAGGAACGCGGUUAUCACGUACUGCAAGUAUAUGGAGCAACAAAUCCACUUUGAGUGGUGGAUUCAGAUUCAGAGAUGGAAAACUGGUUCAUGUCGGCCCUCUCAGUCCAACAACCACCAGGUUGUAUUUGUUUCAACAUCUCAUAGACAAAGAUCGAAGCCGGCUGUGGGACCAGAUGCAGUUUUGGGAAGAUGUGUUCCUAGAUGCGGUGGCCCAGGAAAGGGAUAUUAUUGGCAUGGAUCAGGGACCUGCUGAAAUGAUGGACAGGUACAAAGACUUGGGUGCUGCUGAGAAGAAACGUCUGGAACAAGAUGAAGACCGACUUUUGGCCAACAUGCUCUACAACCUGAUAGCUUUCAUGGUCAUGAUGAAAGUGAAUAAACAAGAGAUACGACGCAAAGCCAGAAGAAUGUUGGGAAAAUGUCACAUUGGGCUGCACUACAGUCAAGAAAUCAAUGAACUGUUAGAUAAUUUGACUAACCUGCAUGGUAAUGACAUUGAUCUGAAACCCCUUGGUAGUCGCAUGAUGCAAAAGCAAUCUUUUACUGUGCACUGGGGACCAGACAACACUGGAGAUAUGCUCUUCAUGGAGGUGUGUGAUGACUGUAUAGUGCUGCGUAGUGUGAUGGGGAUUAUUUGUGACCGCUGGUGGUAUGAGAAGCUGGUCAACAUGACUUACUGUCCAAAAACCAAGGUUCUCUGUCUCUGGAGAAAAAACGGGGACCAGACACAGCUCAAUAAGUUCUACACCAAGAAGUGCAAAGAGCUCUAUUUCUGUGUAAGAGAAUCAAUGGAAAAGGCUGCUUUAAGGAAUAAUGGGAAAAUACCAGGACCUGAACUUGGUGGAGAAUUCCCUGUGCAAGAUCUCAAGACGGGCCAAGGUGGACUGCUUCAGGUUUGCAUGGAAGGCAUUGGGCUUCUCUUGGAAAGCAGCAAGGACUUUGAGUUCUUUGUUGAGCUAAAUCGUGUGAGGAAAUGUUUCACACAGAAAGGCGGCAUUUUUGUCCUUGAAGAAUUUGAUGCCAAGAAUAAAAAAGUAAUCCAGAGAAAAUACAAGUCCAGCAUGGCUGAUGACAUCUGCUAUGCUGUGUUGUGUGUAUUUUCUUACGUGGCUGCUGGAAUGGAACAACAGCAGCAACAGCAACAAAAACAGCCACAGAAACAACAGAGAGAAUCUACAAGAGAAAGCAUGCAUUCAAAACGUCCUUCAAGCGACAGUCAACAACCAGAUUAUAUACUGCAGAGAGAACUGCCAGUGACUGGUUGAGUUAAAUAGAGUCACAACUAACACAAUCUCUGUCUGAUGCAGCUAAUCACCUACUGCAAUGGCAGCACCUUACACCUAACGCAAGCCAUUCAAGGGAUGGCAGACUUACCAAGGAAAGCUAGUGAUGGAUGGUGCUUAUAUCAGAAGGCAAUAAGGAUAUCUAUUCGUCUUGGUGGCUCUCACACUCUUUCUCCUUUUUUAUUAGUAAAAUCUUGUUUUGAUUUUAGGAGAAAAAUACUAGACGGUCCUCAAUCAUUAGUUCUUAGAAGAAUUGGAGUGGUUGAACUGAGGAAAUCCUAUGAAUAAACUAAUAAACUCACCUUCCCGUUUACAUCUCGGGACCUUAUAUAUUAUGUUUAUGAGUAAGAUAGUCAUACCCAACUGUACUGAAACCAUGUACAUUUACUGUCCUACUGCUUCUUAGCAUGGUUUUGUCAGUGACUAUGGUGAUUUAUCAAUUUAUAAUAAAUUUACAAAAAUUAUGAUUAUACACAUCGGCUAUAUGAUUUAAUUGUUGAUUUGCAAUGUUUUGUUAUGGUUUGCUAAAUUUGGUUGUUUGUAUUUUCAAAAAAUUACUAAUAUGUAAAUUGCAUGCAAGGAAUAUAAAACCAGGUUAGCUAUUAUGAAGACUUGUUAACCACAGGUCAGAGGUUUUGUAAAUAAUCUGUUGAUUAAAAUUCAAUGUAGAAAUCCCAAAUGCCAUCAUACCCUUUCUGGUAAAGGAAUGUUGGGUCAUGAGACGGUUAGUGUUUAUAGUUUCAUUAAUGUGCAAUUGAAUAAUAUAAUCAUAGACCUGUUAUGACAGAAAAAAAAAUGAAAAGAAUGAUAGAAUAAUAUAGCAAUUAUAAUCAGUGAUUAUGUGUGGUGGACAGAUGACAGGUGUUAAUACUGACAGUGUUUUCAGUAAAAAAAAAA